AUUACACAAAAUUUUAUUAUUUUUUUAAUGAGUAACUUGAAUUUGAUAUUUAUUAAAAUAUUUUGAAAUGUAAUGAAAUAUAAAAAUAACAACACCUGUAAAAAAAAUUCUAACGGAUAAUUUUUCAUCUGCAUGUCAAUAUUAGACCAUGCCCACUUUUCACGACAUGAGCGAUUCUCAACAUGAUUGAAUUCACUCAAUUGUUUGGAUACGACAAUAAACUUUACCUGCAAAGUCCCGCCCACUUUUUAAUAUUACCGUGAAUAACUCGCCAAAACCAAGAAAGAACUAAUUUGAUUGGACGGGGCAGUGUCUAUUUUUCACUGACGAAUCGAUAUCCCUUGUUUAGUAAACCGUAUUAGCCAAAAGAAUAAGAAGAAGUCGAAAUUAUAAGACCUGUUUUAUAGUUUGGUAGUGAAAGCCGUAUUGAGAUUUAUCAUUUAUUGGACUUGAACUUAUUCAAAAGCUAUUGACUAUCUUCAGUUAUUAUAAUCAGUGUAUUGGACUUGUAUAAAGCACGUGGAACACUGUUCAAAUUUUAUAGUAUGGAUAGUGACUUAUCUAAACAGGGACCAACAACAACUUUACCACCAGCAUCACAAGGAAUGCAUGUACCAGUAACUGGAGGUAUGAACAUGCAUCAACAUCCAUCACAACAGCAAGUACAUUCGCCUCCAUCUCCGGACAUGAAUGGACAACACAACAAUAACAACAAUGGUCUUGGUAACAAGAAAGCUGACGAUCGUGUGAAAAGGCCCAUGAACGCUUUUAUGGUGUGGUCUCGUGGUCAGCGAAGGAAAAUGGCCCAGGAAAAUCCUAAAAUGCAUAAUUCUGAAAUUAGUAAGAGACUUGGUGCUGAAUGGAAAUUGUUAUCCGAAUCCGAAAAGCGUCCGUUCAUAGAUGAAGCUAAACGUCUUCGAGCAAUUCACAUGAAGGAUCAUCCUGACUACAAGUACAGACCUCGCAGGAAAACAAAGACCCUGAUGAAGAAAGACAAGUACGCUUUACCCGGUAUGCCCGGUAGUGGAGGACAGCUGCAGUCUGAUCCAAACAGAAUGUAUCCAGGAAUGAAUGGAUAUAUGCCCAAUGGAUAUCCUAUGAACAUGAUGCACGAUCCAAAUGCCUAUCAUAUGGCAAAUCAAAUGGGACUAGCUCAGUAUGGCAAUUAUUCUAUUCCUGCUCAACAAAUGUCUGCAAAUCAGAUGACAUCCGCAUCAUAUAUGAAUGGGACCUCAAACUACACAAUGUCCGUAGGAAUGAAUCCGUAUUCUAUGUCUCCAUCACAGGUUCCUCCGUCCGUAAAAAGGGAACCAAAUCAACCACAAGUUCCAGGACAACCCCGUCAAGCAGGAGAUUUACGGGAAAUGAUUAGUAUGUAUUUACCGGGAGAUGCCAACGAUCCAAAUAGUGCCGCUGCUCACCAUAGACUUAUGCAACAACAUUAUCAGCAGACGGCGUCAUCGGAAGCUGCAGGGGUAAAUAACACAGUGCCACUGACACAUAUGUAAUAUUUUCUGUUUUUUUAAUUUGUUUUACAAAUUUGUGCUGCGAGAGAAAACAUUAUAUUUCCCAUUAUAUAUAUAUUGUUUAUCAUUUUUACAUUGUUGAAUGAAUGAUCGUCGAAAUCCAUGACAUUUGUAAGACUGUAUAGCAUGUUUGAAAAGCAGACAAAUCGAAUGAGACGAGCGCGUGCGUGUGUGAAUGUUUAUUUGAGUUAUAUGGUGCGAAUUUUGCAAAAAAAUGUGCUGAAAUUAUUGAAAAUAGAUCUAUAUAAUUUUAUUACAAUCAUUACAGAAGUGAAAAACUUAUUUAUACACGAACUGUUGAAACGAGAUAAUUUUGUAGAAUAUAUUUAGCAUAAUAAGUCGGAUUCGAAAUUCGCCAAACAAAUUUAGGGAAAUUUUCCACACCUAUAUAUAUUUGCUCACGGUAAAUUCAAUUUUCUUGAAGUAGGUUUGUAAGUAUGAUUAGAUUUUGUUUUGUUUAUGUAUUUAAUCGUGGUAAUGUUCCGUAUAUUUUUUUAUGUUUAAAAUUGAAUUUUUAAAUAUAUUUCAACUUUAUGUGGCUCAAGGUUUAUAUGGUAAAAUGAUUUUGUUUGAACUAAACCAAACUAUUUAGGUUUUUUUGUUAAACUUUUAUUUCAUUCUGUAUAUUUUUGAGUAGAACGCGGAACUGGAACAAAGUUUAUACACGUAUUUUAUAUAUACAUAUAAUUCGAAUGUUCGGUCCGUAUAUAUAUAGUCUCUGCUAAUUCUAUUUGUUUACUAUUUAAAUUUAUUUGCAUUUUUUUGUAUAUAAAGAUAAUGUUUAUUUUGAAUUGAAAAUGCAAAACAAGAAGAAUUAAAUGAUCUGAAAACUGAAA
Molecule: messenger RNA, 2362 nt
Organism: Mytilus trossulus (common blue mussel)
Lineage: Eukaryota; Metazoa; Mollusca; Bivalvia; Mytilida; Mytilidae
Product: transcription factor Sox-2-like
Exons: 1
Coding region: 546-1508 (320 amino acids)
Biological process (GO): regulation of DNA-templated transcription; anatomical structure morphogenesis; cell differentiation
Molecular function (GO): DNA-binding transcription factor activity, RNA polymerase II-specific; RNA polymerase II cis-regulatory region sequence-specific DNA binding
Source: RefSeq, a predicted model, not a curated record